Molecule: messenger RNA, 1242 nt
Organism: Schistosoma turkestanicum
Lineage: Eukaryota; Metazoa; Platyhelminthes; Trematoda; Strigeidida; Schistosomatidae
Source: the annotation of a GenBank genome assembly
AUGUCAUUUUUAAUACGCAUUUCAAGACCUGAUUCUGCUUCCCCAUGGGGAUUUCGAAUUCGAGGAGGAAGAGAUUUUGAAAGGCCACUUUGUAUAUCCUCUGUGAGCCCUGGAGGUUUGGCAGAUAUCAGUGGCUUACGUACUGGAAUGCGCGUUUUAUCGAUUGGCCGCGAUUCUACAAGCAAAAUGACUCACCAACAAGCACUUCAAGCAAUAAUACGGUGUUGUAACGAUCUGGAAAUGGAAGUAUAUGAAAACGGACCAAAUAAUGCUAGCUAUUCUACUCCAUUUCAGAAAAUGAAUAUUUCUGUAACACAAUCAUCAUUAACCAUUGAACUUCAGAAACCAAUAGAAUCACCAGGACCGCAAACAGUUAUAUCUAAAGUUGUUCAUAUUGGUACAAGUCCAACAAUAUCUUGUUCUCAUUCACCUAAUGGAAUAUCAAUAAAAUCCUACAGUCCUAACUCAAUUACAGUACAUAAUCGUAUACUGCCUGAAAAAUCCAAUACAACUAAUAGUACAUCACCAAUUAAUACACUUCAAAAGAAUGCAAUUCUAAGAUCAUCCCAUUCAUUAUAUAACAUGUCCAAAUAUCCUACAAUCAAUCAAUCACAGUCUCAUAUCCAAAUGAACACAAAACCGGAUAAUUUCUUACAGAGAACAGGAGUUCUCCGUUCAAACGAUUAUAAAAUUAAUCCAGUAUGUUAUGCAUGUCAAAGACAAAUACACGGACCAUUUAUUGAUACAGGUAAUCGAUGCUUUUGUCCAAAUCAUUUCAUAUGUGAUUUUUGUCAUCAACCAUUGAACGAGGAUAGUUUCGCUGAACAAAAUGGUAAAUUAUAUUGUGAAAAAGAUUUCAAACAAUAUAUUGCAUAUAAAUGUGCCAAAUGUAAUUUACCAAUUAUUGGUAAAAUUAUUAAAGCAAUCAAUCAAACAUGGCAUCCAAAUUGUUUUGUUUGUUAUUAUUGUCAAAAACCAUUAGAUGAUCUAUUUCAUAUGGAAGAUGAUAAUCGUGUAUUAUGUGAAGAACAUUGGAAACAAUUUCAUGAGAUUGAAUGUGCUAAAUGUAAACAGCCCAUUACAGAGAUUGAUCGUUUUAUUCCAGCAUGUGGAAAACAAUAUCAUGCAAGAUGUUUUAGUUGUUCUGCAUGUCAAAAACCACUUGAAGGUAAACCAUUUCAUACGAGAGAUCAAAAACCAUUUUGUCUUAUACAUGCUAAUGCAAUUGCAUUAUUUGGUUGA